AAUCCGGAAGUAGUAUGGAGCGUGUAAAAAUCAGUGGUGUCAAAUGAAAAAUACCGUCAAGAGCCAGUAAAACACAUACUGGCUUGGACGGAUUGGUAGGAGAACAGUGGUGAAAAGGACGAUGCAUAACGCAAGUCUCGGUGAAUUCCUAUGUUGAUAAAUAAAUCAAUUGAACACAUCUAGCUAAAUGUCGGAUCCAAGUAAAAGGUGAGGAAAUGUGGACUGGACAUGCAGUGAGGCACUGACACCGGUGGGCAAGACGGAGAGGAAUUAAAGUGAGAGUGAAGGCGAUCAACUGAAACCAUUUUUCGACAUCCAAGCUGGCUUUCCAGAUAGCAAGCAACACGUCCUACCCGGGCAAAUUACAAAAGGAUGAUGGCUGAGGGAUAACGUCAAGGCCACUCCACCCCAACGUGACCCUGGUUAUCUUAUCCAAACACCCCUUUCCUCUUCCCCUGUUUUUCUCAAUUUCCUCUUGCCUCUACUCACUCUCCUGUCCCACUGUUUCAUGGAGGAGAGCCAAACCGAUACAACACCACACUGGGUUAAUACUCACGUCUCUACAAUAGAGGUUCUGGAUCGUUCUCCUGUCAUGUUAUCGAUCAGACUCAAUGAUUGGAUGAGCAGUAAGGAUCACGUGAUCAGACCACUGUUCUCUCCACCCCUAUUGGACGUCUUCUCUUUCUCAUCUUUGUGAUUGAUUUGGACCCUAUUGGCUGUUGUCAUUUCAACUCUGUCCCCUCUCCACUGUUUUCUUUUCCUCACUGCAGUCUAUCCUCUGAUGUCAUUGGGCCAUGGUUCGCAAGAGAGGUUCCCUUAUCUUGUGUGGAGCUUUCCUAUUCGUCGCCUGCAAUGGCUUGCUUCUCCUUUUCCUUUGGGGACGGCCUCCCAUUGGUCGAUUUGGGGAGGGGGGAGGGGCUGAGCCAGGGGGAAGGGAAGAGUGGGGAGUGGCCAAAAGAAAAGGGGGAGGGACUAAUCUGGCUGGUGAGGUGAUCCGAUUGGCCGAGGAGGUAGAAUCGGAACUGGAGACCCAGAAGGAACUUCUGAAGCAGAUUCAGAGUCACAGGUCGCUAUGGGAAAAGAGGAGAGGGAUGGGAAGAAGACGGAUGGAUGGAGGGAAGGUAGAAAAUCAAGAGGAACACAAACCGUCACUACAGUUGCCUCCAGGACCUCCAAAGGACGAUUCAGAGAACAAGGACCAAAGUCAACAGGAAUUUGUUGCAGCGGUCCCAGACCUUAAAGUAGACACACAAUCGGACAAUGACCUAAAAGAACUGAACUACACCAAACUGGAAGUAACUGUCACCAGUCCACAAGUUGUCAUUCCCAUAUUGGUCAUCGCCUGUGACAGGGUGACGGUGAAAAGGAGUCUUGACAAGUUGAUCCAAUACCGCCCAUCUGCAGAACUCUACCCAAUCAUAGUUAGCCAGGACUGCGGCCAUGCUGAGACAGCCCGUGUGAUUGGCUCAUAUGGCAGUCAGGUGACUCACAUUAGCCAACCAGACCUCUCGGACAUCCGGGUACGGCCGGAGCACAGGAAGUUCCAGGGCUACUAUAAGAUUGCCAGACACUACCGCUGGGCCCUCAACCAGGUGUUCAACACACUCUCUCACUCCACCGUAGUGAUCGUGGAAGAUGACUUGGAGGUGGCCCCGGACUUCUUUGAGUACUUCCGCGCCUUGCACCCCAUCUUGACCUCUGACCCCACCCUGUGGUGUGUGUCUGCCUGGAACGACAACGGCAGAGAUGGCCUGGUGGACCCUGGGAAGGCUGACCUCCUCUACAGGACAGACUUCUUCCCUGGGCUGGGCUGGAUGCUGCUGAAGGACGUCUGGGCAGAACUAGAACCCAAGUGGCCCACGGCCUUCUGGGACGAUUGGAUGCGUCACCCCGAGCAGCGUAAAGAGCGCUCUUGCAUCCGCCCAGAGAUCUCCAGAACUAUGACCUUCGGACGUAAGGGUGUCAGCUUGGGUCAGUUCUUUGACCAGUAUCUGCGUUAUAUUAAACUCAACACUGACUUUGUGCCUUUCACCAAACAUGAUCUGUCUUACUUGAUGAAGGAGAACUUUGACGUGAACUUUGUGAAGGAGGUUUACAGCGCCCCCCUGGUUAAAAUAGAAGAGCUACAACAAGGGGGAGGUUUGAAGGCACCGGGUCCAUACCGGGUGCAAUAUUCCAGCCGGGAGAGUUUUAAAGUCAUGGCUCGUAACUUAGGGGUUAUGGAUGACUUGAAAUCGGGGGUUCCCCGUGCAGGUUACAGGGGCGUGGUCAGCUUCCUGUCCCGUGGACGACGGGUCUUCUUGACCCCACCUGAAGGAUGGACAAAGUACGACGUCAGCUGGAGCUGAGAGGUUCCGACUGGACGUAGUGUGAAUGGUAUCGAAGGCCGACUUGAGAAACGCCCUCUCAAACCAAAGAAAGCAAGGUCACAUGAAGGAACUGAAGCUAAACCAAACAGACAGGCUUGGUGGGUGAAGGGAUUUGACAUGUGGUAGAAGUAGGUUGGGUAGAGGAGAGUAAAAACACCUUGUUUUGAGAGUGAAUCUGAAUGCAGUGUUCAGCUCAGGGGGUGAAACCACAGUCUCUCACAGAAAGUAAGAAUCAUUAGAUUGGUUGUUCUCCUGCUAGAGCUCAUCUAGGAAAGGUUUGCUUCAACACAAUGUCUUAAACUGAAUCGAAAGUUCUGGACAACCACAAGUUUGAUUUGAUUGGGAGGCCUCAGAUUAGCUUUUUGUCUUGUUCCCAGUGUCACCAGGUCUUUAAAGGAGAGAACACCUCUCUGGUCACAACCUAAAUAGCACCCUUUUCCCUAUUUAGUGCACUACUGUUGACCAGGGCCCAUAGGGAAUAGGGUGCAAUUUGGUACAGCCUAUGUCUACAUUCUACUUUAAAAGAACUUGCAGUAUUCUACUCACUUAAAGUGAAUGAAUGAAUGAGGUCAAAAUAUUAGUUAGACUGGUAUUGAGUAUUAUAAAUAUGAUUGUCUAAUUUGGUUUAUUCAUAAAAUGUUUUUUGGGGAAGGGGAAAGGCUAUUUGGGGAAAUGUAUUUUAUUUAGCUAUCUUGUAAAUGGUUUAUAAAGAUCAUUCUUUAAAUGGUCCGAGGUUCAUACAUUGCCAUGCAGCGCACCAAUUUAACACAUUGUAGUUGAUGUUGGGUUUAUCUCAAACGGUACCUUACUCCCUAAAAAGGGAAGAGAGCCAUUUGGGACGCAGAUGCUGACUAUACUUGAGCCCUUUUCAAACGAAGGUUCAGUUGUAAUUCCAUGACAUUCAAACAGUGGUAUUCUACGGUUAGGUUUGUUGAAAAACCAAUGAUUGAUUGUUUUACAUGUUUUCUUUACAUUAAUGUACUGUAUUUAGUUCUGGGGUGAUUCAUAUGUCCUUAUGGUGGAAAAAAAAUUAAAAACACUGCCUGAUGUGUUUAACUUUAAUACGUUGCAAAUAAAAUACUAUUUUGA
Salmo salar (Atlantic salmon) is the source of this 3458-nucleotide messenger RNA. It is a transcript of the gene mgat1b, whose product is annotated as alpha-1,3-mannosyl-glycoprotein 2-beta-N-acetylglucosaminyltransferase b. Gene Ontology annotation, biological process: protein N-linked glycosylation. The record is from RefSeq and is a predicted model, not a curated record. Gene Ontology annotation, cellular component: Golgi apparatus. Gene Ontology annotation, molecular function: alpha-1,3-mannosylglycoprotein 2-beta-N-acetylglucosaminyltransferase activity. Lineage: Eukaryota; Metazoa; Chordata; Actinopteri; Salmoniformes; Salmonidae.